Molecule: messenger RNA, 2835 nt
Organism: Syngnathus acus (greater pipefish)
Lineage: Eukaryota; Metazoa; Chordata; Actinopteri; Syngnathiformes; Syngnathidae
Gene: thoc1
Product: THO complex 1
Exons: 22
Coding region: 77-2122 (681 amino acids)
Biological process (GO): signal transduction; regulation of DNA-templated transcription elongation; mRNA export from nucleus
Cellular component (GO): THO complex part of transcription export complex
Molecular function (GO): protein binding
Source: RefSeq, a predicted model, not a curated record
GUCGAAAAUGUAAACGAGACGUUUCGUUCCACGUGUUUAAUGAAGAUUUGAACAGUUUUGCAGUCCGACAAUUUUCAUGUUGCUUGUGACGAAUCUGCAGUCACGAAACACAAGAUUACUGAACUGCCUUUGCCCUAACGGCCGCAUAGUAAAGAUGUCGCCUCCCUUGUUUGAAUUUAUCGAAGCUAAAGACAAGCUCACGGAAUCCACCAAGCAGGCGCUGGGCGACAAAAGCAGCAAAGCAAUAAUACAAGCUUUUUAUCAAAUCCCAGGAAAUGAGACUGAAAAGAAGACCACACUGGACCAGGCUUUUCGGGUGGUCCUCGGGGAGCAGAUUGUGGACAAGGCGUCCAGUUGUGAGGCCUACUUGUCUCUUAUCUACAUGAGCAUCGAUGCAGUCACUGAAGGUAUCUGCUCUGCGACUACGCCUUUCGUGCUCCUGGGGGAUGUGCUGGACAGUCUUCCUCUGGAUCAGUGUGACAACAUCUUCAACUUUGUGGAGGAGAACGUUUCCACGUGGAAAUCUAACUCAUUCUACACAGCUGGUAAGAACUACUUGUUGAGGAUGUGUAAUGAUCUUCUGCGGCGUCUGUCCAAGUCCCAGAACACUGUAUUCUGUGGACGGAUACAACUUUUCUUGGCUCGUCUCUUCCCGCUGUCAGAAAAAUCCGGUUUGAAUCUCCAGAGUCAGUUCAACCUGGACAACAUCACAGUGUUCAACAAAAAUGAAGAUGAAAGCACCUUUACACUCAAGCACACAGGAGAGAAGGAGGACGGAAUGGAGGUGGAGGAAGGUGAAAUGGGCGAGGAAGAAGCACCUGCGUCGUGCUCCAUCCCCAUCGACUACAACCUGUACAGAAAGUUCUGGACGCUGCAGGACUACUUCCGCAACCCGGUGCAGUGCUACGACAAAGUUUCCUGGAUGACCUUCCUCAAGUACUCGGACGAAACGCUGGCCGUGUUCAAGAGCUUCAAGCUGGACGACAUGCAGGCGUCCAAGAGGAAACUGGAAGAACUGCGGGCGUCUGGUGGCGAGCAUGUCUAUUUUGCCAAGUUCCUCACCAGUGAAAAGCUGAUGGACUUGCAGCUGAGCGACAGCAACUUCCGCCGACACAUUCUGCUCCAGUACUUGAUCCUCUUCCAGUACCUGAAAGGACAAGUCAAAUUCAAAAGCUCCAGCUGCUUGCUAAACGACGACCAGUCUGCGUGGAUCGAAGAAACCACCAAGUUAGUUUACCAGCUUUUCAGAGAGAUUCCUCCAGAUGGGGACAAGUUCGCCACCAUGGUGGAACGUAUCCUCAACACUGAAGAAAACUGGAUAGCUUGGAAAAACGAAGGAUGUUCCAGCUUUGUCAAAGAGCGGCCGGUCGACGACAAACCCAAGCGACCCAGCAGGAAACGAGCGGCUCCAGAAGACUUCCUGGGGAAAGGUCCCGACAGAAAGAUCUUCAUGGGAAAUGAUGAGCUUACUCGCCUGUGGAACUUGAACUUGGACAACAUGGAAGCCUGCAAGUCAGAUAGCAGGGAGUUCAUGCCGUCGCUGGAUGAAUUCUUUGCUGAAGCCAUCGAGCAGGCCGACCCUGCCAACAUGGUGGAGGAAGAGUACAAGGUUGUUCGGAACCCCAACUACGGCUGGCGGGCUUUACGGCUGCUCUCCAGAAGAAGUCCACACUUUUUUCAGCCCACCAACCAGAAGUUCAACAGCCUGGCCGACUACUUAGACACCAUGGUCAGCAAGCUAGCCAAGGAGUUGCCUAAGGACAUCCCCUCGGAGGAGAUCAAGACGGGUGAGGAAGAGGAUGACGACGAAAAUGGAGACAAUCUGCUCAAAGACAGCAAUGACAGCCCGAGCAUGCCGAGCAAGAUGGUGAGCAACCAGCAGAUGGACGACGUAGCGGCCAAGCUCGGCAACCGCUGGAAGGCACUGGCCUCGCACUUGGAGAUGCGGGCAGCUGAGCUUCGCGAGAUCGAGGCAGAGAGCGAGGACGCCGACAUCCGGGCCAAGUUGCUGCUGGUCACCUGGCAGGAUCGAGAAGGGGCGCAAGCCACAGUGGAGAGCCUGGUGGCGGCCCUUAACGCCGCCGGCUUUGCCAAAAUGGCAGACGAACUCAACGAGACUUGAACCAGCUUGACUUGUUUUUGUGUAGAAACGUUUUGUGUUUCUUAGCGUCACAUUAAACAUGCCUUUUGAUACAUAGUGGCAGACACUUUUUUUUAAUUACAUUUUUGCAGCACUUAUGAAAAGCCAUCAGUCAAUAACUUAGAACAAGAGUGAAGAUGAAGCAAAAAAAAAUUUGCUCAGUUUUUAGUACACAAUAAGACUAACUGUGAACUGGUCUUGACUGUCAGAAAGUAGAGUGAAUAAUUUGGCAGCGAGCGGGCAGGGGACAUUUCACAAGCGUACAAGAUGAAUUGACUACACCUUGCCGCAAAAUAGCAAAAAUCCACAAGUAAAAGACACCAACCCAAAAAGGUUUGUAAAUGUGAAGCACUUAUUGUAUUACAGAAGGCGGCUGUGGGCCAACUUAAAGGAGUUCCUUCCUCCAUUCAAACAUGAUUGUUUGGGACAAAAUUCAUACCAAAGCAAGUUUGAGAUCAAACAUGACUUUGGCUUAAGCACAAAAACAAGUGAACGGGUGCCUCUGCCGUGGAGCGGAAGAGGAAUGCGAGCCAAGCGACUGCAGUCAGUUGCACCUUAAAAACUAGAUGACACGUAGAAAAUAUUAGCCAUUUCGCCUUUUUCUUUUGAGCUCAUGAUGGUUGAAAUUUUACUAUCGGGGGGGAAAAAAAAAUAUUUGAGGUGAUCCAUUAAGUAAAGACACCUGUUUUAUUGCA